Molecule: messenger RNA, 1132 nt
Organism: Phragmites australis (common reed)
Lineage: Eukaryota; Viridiplantae; Streptophyta; Magnoliopsida; Poales; Poaceae
Product: stem-specific protein TSJT1-like
Exons: 4
Coding region: 112-867 (251 amino acids)
Source: RefSeq, a predicted model, not a curated record
ACCAUUCAGCGUUGCCGUGUCUCAGCAACAGACAAGGACGAGUCGCAAAAGAGUGCGCACGGAGACAGAGGAGAGGAGAGAGAGAGAGAGGUCGCAUCCGGUGGCGGCGAGAUGCUGGCGGUGUUCGAUCCGACGGUGGCCAAGUGCCCGGAGGGCCUCCGUAGCCCGCCGGUCGCUGGCGCGGCCGCCGGUGGCGUUGGCGCACUGAUGAAGGGCUUCUCCGGCGCUCACGAGGGCGCCGUCACCGUCAGCCUGGGCCCCGCCGGCGCGCUGGCCUACUCGGGGGCCAACCAGAACCCCCUCGUCCCCAGGUUGUUUGGUGCUGUGAAUGACAUCUUUUGCCUGUUCCAAGGGAACAUUGAGAACAUUGCCAACCUGAAGCAGCACUACGGCCUGAGCAAGACUGCGAAUGAGGUGACCAUCCUCAUCGAGGCCUACAGAACCCUGAGGGACAGGGGCCCCGUCCCAGCCAGCCAGGUCGUGAGAGAUCUCAGUGGAAAGUUCGCGUUCAUCCUGUACGACACCCUGUCGAAAUCCACCUUCGUUGCUGCUGACGCUGAUGGCAGCAUCCCCUUCUUCUGGGGUGUCGACUCCGAGGACCACCUCGUGUUCUCUGAUGACUCUGGGCUCCUCAAGACCGGCUGCGGCAACUCGUUCGCGCCAUUCCCCAAGGGUUGCUUCUACACCACCUCUGGCGGGCUGCAGAGCUUCGAGCACCCGAUGCACGAGCUCAAGGCGGUGCCGCGCGUCGACAGCCAGGGCCAGAUGUGCGGCUCGACCUUCAAGGUCGACAGCGAGGCCAAGAAGAAGCAGGACGCUAGCAUCCCGCGCGUCGGCAGCGCCGCCAACUGGUCCAACCAGUUCUGACCGUCGGCUUCUUCCACCAUUUCUUGCUAUCCAUUUCCCCAGCCGUGAGGUGCCGAUCGGUGUAUCUGAUGAAUUGCUGAGGCAGACGAUGCUGCUGUGCUAUGCUACGGUUUUUUACGAAUUUGUCGAACGCCAUGAGACUCUGAUCACGUUAUCUACCUCGUCGUAGUGCUGAUACUAAUCAUACCAAGUGUCCAGGUGGUGGUAGACACCUGCAGAAUCUAUCUCCCAUGUUACAAUAAAAAGGAUCCAUUUGGUACCGUAA